Racocetra persica is the source of this 722-nucleotide messenger RNA. NCBI's taxonomy places the organism in Eukaryota, Fungi, Glomeromycota, Glomeromycetes, Diversisporales, Gigasporaceae. The record is from the annotation of a GenBank genome assembly.
UAAUAUCGUUCUUCCAAAAUCCUCCACCUAUAGUUCCUUUGUUUCUUUUGGCAGCUGUAUUAGGUCUACCUGCUAUUCUCAUUUUGGUAACAACACGUAAAGUUAUUUAUGUUGGUUGGAUGUUGAUUUACCUUUUAUCAUUACCCAUAUGGAACUUUGUUCUUCCAUCAUAUGCAUUUUGGCAUUUUGAUGACUUUUCUUGGGGACAAACACGUGUGGUGAAAGGGGAAGAUGGUCGAGCAGAUCAUUCAAGAAGAGAAGGAGAGUUUGAUAGUUCACAUAUUGUAAUGAAACGAUGGGCUGAAUGGGAACUAUAUAAACUCCGUCACAAUUCACAUCAACGAAUACAAUCAGUGCAAUUGUCUCCUGACGAAAAUUUCAAUAUACCGUCAACACGCCCAUCAUCAGCAUCAACAAUGUAUGGUAGUGAAAAAUCAGAAUCCAUACCUGUAGCACCACUUAGUGCAAGAAGUGGUAUUAGAAGGAAAACAGAUUCACUAAUGGUUCCACCCCCAUUAAGUGAUGCGGUUAAUACUGCCCUAAAUGAGGGCUUCAUAUCAUCCCCUGGUGAUUAUUCACAAAUGUCACAACCCGCUUAUACGUCACCAUCAAGAUCAAACACAAAUAGUACAAACUAUAGUCAUAACAGCAAUAUGCAUGCUGGUAUUAUUGGAGGUGCUUCAUAUUCAAAUGGAUAUGAAGAAAAUAACCAUUCAACGUAG